Molecule: messenger RNA, 1188 nt
Organism: Dichotomopilus funicola
Lineage: Eukaryota; Fungi; Ascomycota; Sordariomycetes; Sordariales; Chaetomiaceae
Exons: 2
Coding region: 1-1188 (395 amino acids)
Source: RefSeq, a predicted model, not a curated record
AUGAAGUCCGCACUUUCGGCCGGCAUCGUUGCCGCUUUGCUUUGCCCCAGUGCUGUUGUUGCAGGGUCAACUUGCCCGAAGACUUCGAGCGGCUCGAACCGCAUCACCUGCUUCGUCGAGGUCGACCACAGCGAGGUCAAGGAAGAGGGCCACCACCACGGCCAUCAUGGUCAUCAUCACAAGCGCGGGCACAAGGACAAGAUUGAGACCACCCACACCAUCAGCACAUACGCCUGGUCCUUCUUUUGGAACUGGACUGUGACCGAUACUUGCCCUAAGACCACGGCACAACUAUCGACCGUGCUCCCCUUCUUGACCACUGCCCAGCAUGGAGUCAAGUGCACAGUCGAGCAUGCCUGGACCCCCGAGGAGGACUGUUGCGAGGAUUCCUGCGGGAUUAGCCUGCCCCCCAAGAACCAGACUUUGGAGGAGUUCGCCGGCCAUGGUCAUGUCGAUUGGUCGACUCUUCCCGCCCGCGUACACUGGCCUCUGUAUGCCGGGCCCGGUCGCCCUGACCAUCUCAGCAACAAGUCUGGGGAGUUGAACAUCCAGUAUGAGGCGGCUAGCGACAUUAUUGACAACACUCUCGAGAUUCAUAGCGGCAAGGGCAACGACUUUUUCCACUGCUGGGGUCCUGAUGACCAUUACGGCACCGGACAAUACCAGGAGGUUGAGGACCACAGCGAUCAUGGCAAGAAGAAGGGCCACCACAAAAGCAAGGUCGAGAGCCACACGUUCUUGACCAAGGACCACCGCAAGUUUGGCGGGUUCUACAACACCGACAGCCUGCACUCAUGCUGGGUUUUUGAGAAGUUCCACCAUGGCGUCCGCCAAGUCACCAAGAUCCCGAAGAAGCACCACGGUCAUCACGGCCAUCACGGUCAUCACGGCCACCAUGAGGAGAUUGAGACAAUCCCCGUACUCCCAUUCCUGCCCCCAACCUGGUCUAGCUGUGAACCCCACUUCGUAGCGCCUCACGAGGAGAAGCAUUCGGAAGACUCGCAUGACUCCCACGAUGACGGCCACCAUGAUCACGGGGACGAGAAGCAUGGGGACGAGAAGCAUGGGGACGAGAAGCAUGGUGAUGGCCACGAUGAUGAGGGUCACCACGAUGAGCACAAGCAUGGUGAUGAAGAGGAUGAGGGACAUGGCGAGUCAGAUAAGGAUAAGGAGGACUGCGAUUGCUAG